UAAACAGACAUUUGAAAAUGGUGGUCACAAAAAUAGAUGAAUAUGUUGGUGGCUUAGUAAAAUGUAGAAAUUUUGUUGGAGCUAAUUUAGCUGUUGUUCGAAAUGGAAGUAUUAUUUUAACUAAAGGUUAUGGUAUGGCUAAUAUAAGAAGAAAUGAGCCUGUAACACCAAAUACUAAAUUUCCUAUUGGUUCAAUAACUAAAAGUUUUACAGCUCAAUUAAUAAUGAAGUUAUUAACGGAAAAACA
Dimorphilus gyrociliatus is the source of this 247-nucleotide messenger RNA. The record is from the annotation of a GenBank genome assembly. NCBI's taxonomy places the organism in Eukaryota, Metazoa, Annelida, Polychaeta, Dinophilidae.